GAAGAACCAGGACCCGGGUUGUUCCUGGACAAGAUGAGGAGGAUCCUGGUCCACGUCUGUAAGGACCGCGCUGCUCCACAGAGAGCUCAGUUUGUCCAGAGCGUAACGGGGCAUUUCGGUCACCAUGGCGACGACGAGGUGGAGGUGAGCUGCUCUUUGGAGAAAAACCAGUUCAUUAUUUCCAGAGCUGACAGAGGACGAGGGACGCCUCUGAAGAGGCCCGUCUUCUGCCCCAUCAAGCACCUGUCAGUGGCGGAGGCAGCUGCGAUCCCAUUGGACGUCCAGCAGCGUGGAGUGGAUGUGGGCGUGGCCAUCAUCCUGCAGACAGCCAAUCAGAGGGUGCUGCUGACGCGGCGGGCGAAGGAGCUACGCAUAUUUCCCAACGUCUGGGUUCCUCCAGGUCUGGCACUCGUCUGUUAGAGG
This is a messenger RNA of Etheostoma cragini (Arkansas darter), 423 nucleotides long. It is a transcript of the gene nudt17, whose product is annotated as nudix (nucleoside diphosphate linked moiety X)-type motif 17. The record is from RefSeq and is a predicted model, not a curated record. The coding region runs from base 34 to 420 and encodes 128 amino acids. Lineage: Eukaryota; Metazoa; Chordata; Actinopteri; Perciformes; Percidae. The transcript has 3 exons.